Prorocentrum cordatum is the source of this 366-nucleotide messenger RNA. Lineage: Eukaryota; Dinophyceae; Prorocentrales; Prorocentraceae. The record is from the annotation of a GenBank genome assembly.
AUGGCGUCGUUGCCGUUCCCAGACGGCGACGACACCUGCGUGCAGUGGGCCCAGAAGAAUCCCAAGAAGCUGGGCAGCCUCUCGUUCGAGCGGUACGAAAGGUACAAGGGCAGCAGGACCGUCCGGGAGGCGAAAGCGCGCGGGGCCAUCAGAGCGGACUUCGAGAAUGAUCACAAGAAGGGUUUCAUGAAGAUUGCCAAGCGCCUGUGGUUCCGUCUAAGAGCGCCGAGCCGCCGGCUUCUUCUCCGCUCAGUGUUGAACCAGCAGCGGCAUCGGGCGCAGGCUUUGCACCAGUGUCUCCGUCCAAGAACUCUGCCCAGGCGCCCAUACAGCCGCCCGCUCCUUCGCCGGCGAGUGUUGAAUUAG